Molecule: messenger RNA, 1674 nt
Organism: Condylostylus longicornis
Lineage: Eukaryota; Metazoa; Arthropoda; Insecta; Diptera; Dolichopodidae
Product: alpha-amylase-related protein-like
Exons: 2
Coding region: 5-1549 (514 amino acids)
Biological process (GO): carbohydrate metabolic process
Molecular function (GO): alpha-amylase activity; cation binding
Source: RefSeq, a predicted model, not a curated record
CACAAUGUGGUUUGUAAAAAAUAAAUUAAUACUAGUUUUCUUAUUUUAUACUGGUAUACCCUUCAAUCAAGCGAAGAAGAAUGAAACAGUAAUAGAAAAUUUUAAAAAUCCACAUUUUUAUCCGGAUCAUAUUGGAAUUGUACAAAUGUUUCAAUGGCCAUUCGAUUAUAUUGCACGUGAAUGUGAAGAAUAUUUGGGACCACAAGGAUUCGGUGGCGUUCAAGUAUCACCAAUAUUUGAAAAUCAUAUAGUUGAAGGACGACCAUGGUUUGAACUAUAUCAACCUAUUUCAUAUAUAAUUAAAACACGUUUAGGUGAUGAAAGGCAAUUCCGUGAAAUGAUCAAGAGAUGUAAUAGAGCUAAAGUUCGAGUUUAUGUUGAUACAAUACUUAAUCAUAUGGCUAGACCAGGAAAAGGAGUUUUAAAAGGUGCAGCUGGAUCAAUAGCUAUUCCAGAAGAAUUAUAUUUUCCAGCUAUUCCAUAUACAUCAGAUGAUUUUCGUCCAAAAUGUGAUAUUUAUGAUUGGAAUGAUAAAUAUCAAAUAAGAAAUUGUCGUUUAUUAGAGCUACCAGAUUUAGAUCAAUCUAAAUUUAAUGUUCGUAAUAAGCAAAUCGAAAUGUUAAAUAAACUCAUUAGUAUGGGUGUAGCUGGUUUUCGUGUUGAUGCAUCUUCCUUCAUGAAACCUGAUGAAUUAAAGGAAAUAAUUUCAAGUUUAAAUAAUUUGCCUAGAAAUUUCAAUUUCCAUAAAGAAUCAAAACCUUUCAUAUAUCAUGAAGCCCAUCACUGGAAAUCAGAAUAUACAAGUUUUGGACGAAUUAUUGAAUUUAAUUAUGAAGAGGUUAUGAGUAAAAUAAUGCGUGGUCAACUCAAUUUACAUGACAUUAAUAAUUUCGCUAAGAAUUUUAAUAUGGUUGAAAGCAAAGAUGCUGUUGUUGAUUUAGAUAAUCACGACAGUCAACGUACAUAUGAUUAUCUAAGUCAUAAGGAUCCUGUUCCAUAUAAAAUGGGUUUAGGAUUUUUACUUUCUUUCCCAUAUGGUAUUCCAAAAAUGAUCAGUUCGUUCGAAUUCAGUAAAUUUGAAACUGGUCCACCUGCAGAUAAUUUACAGAAUAUCAUUGAUCCGAAACCAAAACCGAAUGGUCAAUGUCAAUCAUAUUGGAAUUGUGAGCAUCGUUAUCAUAUAGUUAAAGAAAUGUUACAAUUUGCAAGAGCUGUUAAAGGAGAGCCUAUUAAAAAUUUCUACAGUAAUAAUGAUGGACAAUUUGGAUUCUGUAGAGGUAAUAUAGGAUUUAUUGCAUUCAAUACUGGAUCAAAAGAUAUGGAAAUUAAAAUGAAUGUUUGUUUACCACCUGGAGUAUAUUGUGAUAUUAUUUCCAGAAAUAAUACAUCUGAACCAAAAUUAUUAUUUGAAAAAUUUUUUGGAAAAAAAUGGAAAAGAUGUAAUGGAAAUAAGAUUAUUGUGAAUAAACGUAACAAAGCGGUUAUAAAAAUUCCGGCAAAUGAUGAAAGAAAAUUUGUUGCAUUUUAUAGGCAUACCAAAAUUUGUUAAUAAUAUGGAAAUUUAAAAAGUGUAAUUAUCAAUUUGGUGCCCGUACUACAUUAAAUAAUUACUUAUGUUAUCUAAUUUUAAUAUUAUGCAUGUUUAUAUGAAUAAAAUGUAAUGAUUCAAUGGUA